Medicago truncatula (barrel medic) is the source of this 1547-nucleotide messenger RNA. RefSeq names its product F-box/kelch-repeat protein At3g23880. Gene Ontology annotation, molecular function: protein binding. The coding region runs from base 174 to 962 and encodes 262 amino acids. The transcript has a single exon. NCBI's taxonomy places the organism in Eukaryota, Viridiplantae, Streptophyta, Magnoliopsida, Fabales, Fabaceae. The record is from RefSeq and is a predicted model, not a curated record.
CUUUUCAACUUUCUCCUUUCAUCGUGUUGUGCACAAGUUUUUUCCGGUUCAAUCCGGAUUUUUCCCGGUUUAAUUACAUCAUCAUCAUCAUCAUCGGUUUUUAAAACUCUGCUUAUAUAAGACUGAUCGAGUGGUAAAUUGGAAACCCUUCCUGUAAAAUUAGGGUUUACAAGAUGGUAGAGAGCUCGGAGGAGAAGAAGAAGAAGACGACGACACUGCCGUAUCUUCCUCAUGAAUUGAUUUUCCAGAUCCUACUGAGGUUGCCGGUGAAGUCUCUUACACGUUUCAAGUCUGUUCGUAAGUCAUGGUUUUCUCUUAUCUCUGCUCCCCAUUUUGCAAAUUCACAUUUUCAACUUACCUCUGCAAAACACGCUGCUUCUAGAAUUAUGUUUAUAUCAACUCUAUCUCAUGAAACUCGAUCUAUAGAUUUUAAAGCAUUUCUUAACGAUGAUGAUCCUGCUUCACUCAACAUUACUUUUUCGCUUACCCGAUCUCAUUUUCCGGUUGAAAUUAGAGGUUCAUGUAGAGGGUUUAUACUUUUGUACCGUCCUCCAGACAUCUACAUAUGGAAUCCAUCUACUGGAUUUAAAAAACAUAUACACCUGUCUCCUGUUGAUUCCAAAUCAGUAGCACAAUGUCAGGGUUUUGGUUAUGACCAGUCAAGAGAUGAUUACUUGGUGGUUUCAUUGUCCUAUAAUCCAUCCGCAUUUUCAACACAUUUGAAGUUUUUCUCAGUUAGAGAUAAUACAUGGAAAGAAAUUGAGGGUAAUUACUUCCCUUAUGGUGUCCUCUCUUCUUGCAGAGAAGGAUUGCUAUUUAAUGGUGUUAUUCAUUGGUUGGCUUUACGUCGUGAUUUAGGUUUGACUGUCAUUGUUGCCUUUGAUUUAAUGGAAAGGAAGUUGUUUGAGAUACCUAUUCCAAGUGAUUUUGUCCACAGAGCAUCAGGACAUUCUGGUCUAUGAUAAUGAUAAAGAUACACUUGAAAUAUGGGUGAUGAAAGAAUACAAAGUGCAUUCAUCUUGGAAUAAAACUCUUGUUCUUUCUGUUGAUGCCAUUCCUGAUCACUACUUUCACCCUAUACACUCUACAAAAAACGGUGAUAUUAUUGGAAGAACUCUUAAUUCCAGAUUGGUGAAGUAUAAUGAUAAAGGACAGCUAUUAAGGCAUCGCACCUUCUUUAAUAGUCCAUCCGAAGUUGUCAUGUAUACCGAGUCUCUGCUUUCACUCCCUGGUGACAAUGAGCAAGUUUAAGAAAGAUCACACAAUCAAGAAGACAAGACUGAGGUUGUGAAAUAUUCUCAACGAUUUUCUUCAUAUUUAUAAUUAUAUUGUAUUUUGAACUCUUGGGUGGUUGCAUUUUUAGGGUAGUAUAUGUUUGACUGUAUUGGUAACUGCAUUUGUAACAUGAUGUAGUAUGUAACACAACUUGAAGUCUUAGCACUGUGGAAAGCUUUAUACAUGUUUUAGAGAAACUAUGACUUGCACAAUUAAAUAGUUAUUAUUUGUAUAUUUAUCUACUGUAAUAAAAGUGAUUCAGAUUCCGAGCC